Acipenser ruthenus (sterlet) is the source of this 2972-nucleotide messenger RNA. Its product is annotated as derlin-1. Bases 287 to 1048 code for a protein of 253 amino acids. The record is from RefSeq and is a predicted model, not a curated record. Gene Ontology annotation, biological process: endoplasmic reticulum unfolded protein response. Gene Ontology annotation, cellular component: endoplasmic reticulum membrane; Hrd1p ubiquitin ligase ERAD-L complex. Lineage: Eukaryota; Metazoa; Chordata; Actinopteri; Acipenseriformes; Acipenseridae. Gene Ontology annotation, molecular function: ubiquitin-specific protease binding; misfolded protein binding. The transcript is spliced from 8 exons.
ACGCUGCACGCUGCGCAACUGCCCUGCCCGGUUCCUGCCUGCAUAAUUAGUAAGCAGGAAGUGUAUUUAAAAAACAAGUCCUAAGCAGUCACGUCGGGGAAACUUAAGAUUGUUGUGGAAGCAGAAACGUCGAGAUCUUUUUUGUUUCGUUUUAAAAUAGCACAGUGACUUACAAGAAGCAUUCUAAAAGGGUCUGUGCUGGUAUAUAUAUAUUUUUCGCCUGGUCGUCUGACAGGCACUCUGUGUACGUCUGAAGAAGUCUGAGUCACAGUAGUACAUUACAAAGAUGUCCGACAUUGGGGACUGGUUUAAGAACAUCCCAUUUAUCACCAGAUACUGGUUUGCAGGAUCAAUCCUGGUGCCUCUGAUUGGAAAAUUAGGUCUCAUCAGUCCUGUGUACCUGGUUCUGUGGCCGGAUGCCUUUAUUUACAAAUUUCAGAUAUGGAGACCGAUAUCAUCAACGCUGUAUUUCCCGGUAGGCCCAGGGACUGGAUUUCUAUACUUGGUUAAUCUUUAUUUCCUCUAUCAAUAUUCAACAAGACUGGAAACAGGUGUCUUUGCUGGAAGACCAGCGGAUUUUAUAUUUAUGCUGCUCUUCAAUUGGAUUUGCAUUGUUAUAACAGGCCUAAUAAUGGACAUGCAGCUAUUGAUGAUUCCCCUUAUAAUGUCAGUGCUGUACGUAUGGGCUCAGUUGAACAGAGACAUGAUUGUAUCUUUUUGGUUCGGCACUAGAUUUAAGGCUUGCUACCUUCCUUGGGUGAUUCUCGGUUUCAACUACAUUAUUGGAGGAUCGAUUGUCAACGAGCUUAUUGGAAACCUUGUUGGACAUUUGUAUUUCUUCUUGAUGUUCAAGUACCCCAUGGACUUGGGAGGGAGGACCCUUCUCUCAACCCCGCAGUUUCUGUACCGCUUCUUCCCCAGCCAGAGAGGUGGAGUAUCUGGGUUCGGAGUCCCCCCACCUAGCAGGAGACAUGCAGCCGAUGAGCAGGCUGGGGCGAGGGGUGGCCGACAUAACUGGGGCCAGGGAUUCCGACUAGGGGACGACUGAGGAAACCUCCCAUUACAAGCAAAGACUUUAACUACUGUGCAAAUGGACAUUAUUCAGAACACUGUGUGGUUUUGAACAAGUUGUAUCUAGCAUUCUGGGAUAAACGCAAGGUGCAGCAAUGUGUCGAGUAUUGAUGUCAGAGCAGCAGAAAAGCACCAUAUUACAUCACGCUAUGCAUUUACAUACAGUGUCAAGCUAACACAAACAAAUUAAGGUUAUACACAGAAAUGUAGAGGUAAAUAUUUCCUGACAGUAGUUUGUUUGAAAGGUGUUUUCUGUGGAAAGACUUAUGCUUGCCUUUUACUGUAUGUUUUCAGUGCAUUUUUUUUUUUAUUUAGUUUUUGCUACUUUUGCUCCAGACGCAUUGUGUAAUGUUUUUGCUUGUUUGAUAUGUGUAGCUUGGUAGCUAUUAAUUUAGCUACAUCAAAUGGUAGAUGGAGAUGAAAAUGUACAAAUUAAACAAAAAUGCAUCUUUUUUUUAAAAUACUGUAUGAAAUUAUACUAUAGGCUGUUUUUUGCAUGAUCUAUAUAUGAUCUUCCAAACAAUAUUGUGAUUUAAAAAGGAAGUAUCUGCUUUAAAUGAUAGUGUUGCACUGGUACAGGAUGCUUCACAACGACUGUUAAAACAAAGCCUAUAGACUGGUAGACAUUCACAGAUUCAAAUAUUUCCUAGUUACCAUAAAUACAAGAGAACUGAAAAUGGUCUGUCUGUGGUUAUGAAUGAUGGAAUUGUAUUAUGUGUUUGUACUGCUGUUCUAAUACCAGUCUAAACUCUGUAAGAGGUGGGAGAAUGUGACAUCUUUACGGUGCAUCCAGCAGAGUCUUUUCAGUUCAUAACUUGCUACUGCUUAGAUAAUUGAUUCUAACCCCCCAGGUAAAGACUGGGUGUAGGACUGUUGGCCCUCCCUGUAGUAUUUCAAUCUGUUGGUAGACAACAUAUCAAAGUGCUGUUUUAUGGUAAACUGUCACUAUGGGUAUAAAAUGUAUGGAUACUAUUGUGUCCCAUUACCAACUAAAUACAGUGUUCUUAAUGAUGGAAAUGCUUGUCUGACACUUUUUUUUUUUUUUUAAUUUGCAGAAAAUAUUUUUUAAUGAAUAUGAAAUUGUGAGAUAACAAGUUUUCCAGCCUGUUUUAUUACACAAUAUGUUGUUAACAGGUUGGCAAUUAAUAACUCCAGACAUCAAUUUUACAGUAGAUAAAUCAAUGCAACACCAGAAAUUGCUCAAAAUUGAUGACUUUAAACAAUGGAAAAUAUCUGUUAAGGUAUAAAGUUUAGUUAUGUUGUAUUUUUAAGACAAUAUAAACUAAUAUUAUUUAUAAUUUUAUUGAAAAAGUUGCGAUUUCCACAUGGGGUUCAACAAAAGUAUUGAUUUGCCUUUAGUAUAUUGUUCAGGAAUAUGUGCAAAAAUAAGGCUUUUUUCCCUGUCAUACUGAGAAAUAGUUUCACCUCAAAGCAGUGAUUAUGAGUACCUCUUUGUCUUUAUGACACAUCUAUCUGUAUAGCUAAUCUUUUUCUUCAGUGCCAGUUUUACAAAAAUUACAAUAAGAAAAACUGAUACACUAUCAUGUUAACAGCAGACGCCCUUUGACUCCAGCCAUUGUUUCCCAACGGGUAUUUAUUGUCACAAAUAAAAAACAGUGGAAUGAGGUCUAAAUUGGAGCUGGUUUAAGGGUCUCACUAUAAAAUCCAGUGCUGUUUAGAUCAUUAAAAUAGACCCCGCUGACUUGUAUAAUGACAAGAUUGACAGAGAUGUUUUUCAUUGGUGUUGCGGUUAUGUUUCAGUCAUUACCACCAUCAAUCAGGGAUAGCAAGUCACAUGAAAACAUGCAUCCCCAUCACUAUGAUGUAUCAUUUGCAUUCAUACAGUAUAUGGGAUAGGUGUAAGUUUUAUAAGCUAAGAUCUAUUAAAAGUUUUUGCAAAA